Messenger RNA from Penaeus chinensis, 2254 nucleotides. It is a transcript of the gene BicC, whose product is annotated as protein bicaudal C homolog 1-like. NCBI's taxonomy places the organism in Eukaryota, Metazoa, Arthropoda, Malacostraca, Decapoda, Penaeidae. The coding region runs from base 80 to 2254 and encodes 724 amino acids. Gene Ontology annotation, cellular component: cytoplasm. Gene Ontology annotation, molecular function: RNA binding. The transcript has 16 exons. The record is from RefSeq and is a predicted model, not a curated record.
CCGACAAACGAUAAUCGACUUCCAUGACCUCUUCUACGAUAUUAUAAUAACGACAGAACGUAGUUUUCGUGACAGAACAAUGAACGUGGGACCACACGAUUACCAAGAGUCUGACGAGGUUUCCGAAGCGUUCUCUGAUGGGACGAUAUCAAGAUGCAACAGCGUGGAGAAGAUGACCGUGACCGUUCUGGCAGACGGCCUGGUAGAGGAGAGGUUUCGUGUCGAUAGAAGAAAGUUAGAGGCGAUGAUUUUGGGAAGCCCCUCUGAUCCAUGGGACACCGAGAUAAUGAAGCUUCCGAUUGAUAUAGAAGGUAGAAUUUUAUCAGCUGACGACUUCUUUCAGAGGAUUAUGGAUGAGACGAAGACGGAGAUCAAGUACCCAAAGUUCCUGAAAGUUGGUGCAAGAAACAAAAAAGAUCCACAUGUACGAAUAGUUGGAAGCCCAGAGUCCGUACGAGUGGCAGGUGCCAUGGUGCGGCAAGAACUCGAGCCUCACAAUAAGGUUACGAUGAAAAUGGAUGUGUCCUGGACUCACCAUUCUCAUAUCAUAGGAAAAGGAGGCAACACAAUACAGCCAGUAGUAAAGAGAACAGGUGUGAGCAUUCAUUUUCCUGACGGUAAUAAAAACAGUGAAGUGCGCAAGAGUAAUCAGGUGUCGAUAAACAGUCGGGGUGAAGAGCUAGCCGGCUUGGAAGAUGCUCGUGGUGCUAUUCGAGAGCUGACUCCCCUCGUCUUCUCCUUCUCCCUCUCCGCAAAUGCUCAGUUUGUGAACAUAUCUGACCCAAACAUGCUGAUCUUCCAUGUGCAGAAUACGUAUAAUGUUCAGGUUGAUUUGAAACUUAGCGGAGAUGUAUCUCCACAUAUUAUUGGUUCUGUGAGGGGAAGCGAGUGGGAUGCUCCUCGUGUAAAGGAAGCUACACUAUUAAUUUUGCAAGCCUAUUGUGACAAUCUUGCAAAUCAAAUGCCAGUUCAAAUGACAGUGGAGAUUUCUCCACAACACCAUUCUUUUGUUCUCGGACGCAAUAAUGAAAACUUGAAGCGUAUAAUGCAACGUACAGCGACGAAGAUAACCUUCCCAGAUAGUAAUGACCUUUCACUGCCACCUCUGAAGAAGUCGACAAUAACCAUCUCUGGUGCAAUUGAUAAUGUAUAUCUAGCAAGACAAAAUAUAGUGGGUUCUCUACCACUGGUUCUUAUGUUUGAUCUGAUGCCGGAUCACUUUGUGGACUCGAGUGAAGUCGCACAAAUUAUGCAGACCCUUGAUGUUCAUAUUAUCAUCAAGAACAAGAGAUCAGAUGGAAGACGCCCUGUUAUUAUCAAGGGAGCAGAGAAAAAUGCAGGUAACAUAUAUGAAGCGUGGCGUCUGUUGUCGCAGUUGGAGAAAGCACCACCAAAAGCAAGAAUACCCCCAAAUUACCAUAUAUCGGAAGCAGCACCGCUGUAUGGGCUUAGCACAGAUCUGAACCUGAGCUGCUGGCUGGGUGGCGGCAGUGGAGGGUCAUCCCCCCUGCCCUCCCCCACCGCCACUCCUGGCCCCCAGGGAGUACCCAACCCUAUCUGGAACCAGGCCCCGUCCACUAACAGCACUUUGCCUCCUCACUUGAGUAGAUCUCAGUACAAUGCCUUCAUGGUAGAUCCAAGCAAUUACUAUGCCGCUAACUUGCUGCUUCGCACUGGCGGAAUUAAUGGGUGUAACAACAACUGCAUCUUGCCAAACUCAUCUCAAGGUGUUGGUGCCAAAACAGGAUUGAAUAUCAAUGCAGUUAGCAAUGGAAUCAGUGGGUUAAAAAUAGCUUGCAACGAUGCUUCAUGCGGAACAAGCAGCAACAGUGGGAGUUCAUUAUCAUCACCAACUCCAUCCCCACGCAACCCAUCACCAGAGCAGAUGGUUUCCUGCCACAUGGGCACCCCAUCGCAGCAGACCAAUUGUAACGAAGCAGACCAAUCUUCCAGUGAUAUAAAUGCUAUUUCUGCAUUACUGACUGACUUUGAUCGCCGUGCUCCAGGAUGUGAGAAAAAGCAAAUUGAAAUGGCAGCACAGAAAUUGACCUUGUCAGAUUACAGCUCAAAGAAAGUGCAGGCUGCUAAAGCAAUGAAGGAACAAGUCAGCUCAAACCCCCGUACUCCAACCUCCAAUUGGUCAGGUUAUGGCUUUAGCAAGUCUCUCCCAGGCUACAUAAAAAUAUUUGUGUUUUUGCCUUCAGAGUUCUGCUGGAAUGACCAAUUUUCUCAUGAGGAAACCCCCAAGUUCUAA